CCUUCAUCUUUUUUUAGUGAUUAGAAAUUAACUUGUAGCCAGCGUCUGCAGGAAGGAUUGUGUAAGUCACUGAAUACUGCAGACUAAUUGAAAAGGGGCAGCUUGUGCCCUGGAACAGAGGUGUGUUUGGAGUGGAGGGAAAUGUUAUUUGGGGAAUUUCGGCUCCUCCUAAUCUCAGAGUUAGCUUUUUGGCACAGUGUGUACUUACAUUGCCUCCUUUCUGGCUUCCCACAGCCCGCCCAGGACUUUGGGACCUUUUUCUCUGCAGUGAUUGAUGACAAGUCUUUUGCACGGAUAAAGAAAUGGAUCGAGCACGCCAAGAACUCGUCCAACCUCACCAUCCUGGCAGGAGGUGGCUGCGACGACAGCGUCGGGUACUUCGUCGAGCCCUGCAUCGUGGAGAGCAAAGACCCCCAGGAUCCCAUCAUGAAAGAGGAAAUUUUUGGCCCGGUCCUCACGGUUUACGUCUACCCGGAGCAGCGGUACAAGGAGGUGCUGGAGCUGAUCGACACCACAACGCCCUAUGGCCUCACGGGGGCGGUCUUCGCCCAGGAGAAGAGAAUCAUCGAGGAAGCCAGGGAGCUUCUGCGCAACGCCGCUGGCAACUUCUACAUCAAUGAUAAGUCGACGGGCGCCGUUGUGGCUCAGCAGCCCUUCGGAGGCUCCCGCAUCUCAGGCACCAAUGACAAACCCGGUGGCCCCCACUACAUCCUGCGCUGGACGUCGCCCCAGGCCAUCAAAGAAACACACGUGCCCCUGAGGGACUGGCGCUACGCCUACAUGCAGUGAUGCCUUCCCGGCCCCACACCGGUACUACUGAUCCUCAACGCACAGAGUGGCUUCGCAGCUACAACCUUAAAAAAGCACUUAAAGCUACUGAUCUUUAACCCGACCAGCUUCGGUUUUAUUUUUAAAGAAAAAAAUUCUAUUAUUAAAUUGCUAACUCAAAAAGUCCCUGUGGUCUUCUUAGUGU
Molecule: messenger RNA, 973 nt
Organism: Athene cunicularia (burrowing owl)
Lineage: Eukaryota; Metazoa; Chordata; Aves; Strigiformes; Strigidae
Gene: ALDH4A1
Product: aldehyde dehydrogenase 4 family member A1
Exons: 5
Coding region: 142-789 (215 amino acids)
Molecular function (GO): L-glutamate gamma-semialdehyde dehydrogenase (NAD+) activity
Source: RefSeq, a predicted model, not a curated record